Molecule: messenger RNA, 2617 nt
Organism: Diuraphis noxia (Russian wheat aphid)
Lineage: Eukaryota; Metazoa; Arthropoda; Insecta; Hemiptera; Aphididae
Gene: mav
Product: TGF-beta domain-containing family member maverick
Cellular component (GO): extracellular region
Molecular function (GO): growth factor activity; cytokine activity
Source: RefSeq, a predicted model, not a curated record
AUAAUAAUAGUGUAAUCCUACUUUGACGACGCGGCGUAUAAAACGUGCGGUCCGUCGGUCGCACGCGUUCAGUCCGCAUUAACGACCGUGCACGGCGGUCGCGAGCAGCCGACCACGCACACCGGAUCCUCUGCGUACGAAUAACGCACUCUYGCCACCCGCGCACGCAGCUAUAGACGGCGUACAGCCCCGGACCGCGGUCGCGUUCAUCAUCAUCGUUUCCCGAACCGUGGUCGUAUACGACACUACGACCUCUUACGCGCGAAACUCAAACACCGUCCGCGUCGAUUAUUAUUGUUGUACAUUUUAAGCUGGUCGUAUCCGCGGACGGACAUCUCGGCGACGUGCUCAUACCGCGAUCACCUCGUAACAUAAAAUAAUAUUAUGAUAGGCAGUGCCGACGUCUGGUGGUCGCACGUGCCGGUCGUCGGCCGCGCGGUCCGAUUCGCAGUGCUUUUGAUCGUUCUUCGGCUUGCCGAUUUCAUGACAGCGGUGACGUGUGACGCGGCCGCCGACGACGACAGACACCAGCAACACCUUCAGCAGCAGCAGCAGCACAUCCACCUCACUGAAUUGGGACGGAACAUAAUCAAAGGGUUGAAACUGGAAAAGUUACCGGACAUGACCAAGGUGGACAUCAGCAACGAUGAAUUCCACUGCAAGUAUUUGGAAUAUUUCCGGCGAUUGUAUGAGGAUGAAUCAGAAUUUUAUGAUCCCGACGACAGCGAUGAUGUAAUAAUGGCAGUGGGUUAUAAUAAUGACGAUGACCACGACGUAUCCGCGAUACAAGUACGGGGCCGAGUGAAACACUUCAGCAGCAAAAACAGUGACGACGAGUCUCCGUGGUUACCGACAGAUGAUAACGGCUAUGUGUUGCAGCGCACUGCGACGAUCACGUUCCCGAUUGAUGAGACGAUGGUGCGCGACAGCGGCGGCCGCGUGUCGGUCAUCAAGUCGGUGGCACGAAUCUAUGCAAACGCCCCUCAAGUACGGGUCCACGUAUACGGUCGUCUGCUGAAGUCAGCUGAUGCUGUUUCACGAGAAAAUCCGUCUCAUGUCGCCGAUCUCACGUGGCCGAGCGGUGGCGAUGGUCGAUGGAUGGACGUGGACGUCACGCGCUUGUUGCGGCCGCGGAAACGUUACCAUCGUGAUGAUGCUACCGGUACGUCUCUGGAACUCUCGCUGCAGUAUUCGGCAGCCAGAACGAUCUAUUUUGGAAACGAAACGGACACGGAUCACGGCCGACAUCCUGUUCUUCACUCUUUCGUGGACGGAGCGGUGGACGUCGGCUCGCGUUUGGCGACAGUGGCCGUCCGAUGUCCAGGUGAAACGAAACGGAAAAAACGAGACGGCCGCGUUAGUCACGGCCGCGGUAAAAAACGUCGUCGGCCUUCUCCGUCCGGUCGCGUUCGUCGGACCGACUGCAAGRCCGAAAUUUCGGUGGCUGUGGGGAACGACAGCGUGACCGAGCACAGCGGCGGAGGUGGCGGGAACAAAUGUUGCCGGGAACAGAUGCGUGUUGUUUUCGCCGACAUUCCAGGUUUCGAUUUUAUAGUCGAGCCAAAGUGGUUCGAUGCGGGCCUUUGCCGGGGACGGUGCCCUGCAAAGUACAAUCCGGCCACCCGGCACGCUUUCAUCCAGAGUCUGUUGUGGAAGCAGCACAACAACAAUCGCCGCGGCAGUAACGGGGAGAAGCGGUCUCGKAGAAAGGUCCGUCACGGCGGUGCUAGCGCGGUGGCUACCAMGACAAGGGCGCCUCAGCCUCCGCCCAAACCGUGUUGCGCGCCAAGCAAACUUGACCGGUUGCAGAUCAUUCACGUCGACGAGACGGACCCGAGCUCGCUGAAGGUGACCACAUGGAAAGAAAUGGCCGUUGUGGAAUGUGCGUGUUCGUGAUCGACGAACUUCGGGUUAAGUUUGACCCACCUCAUCCGACACCAAAUGCUUCACCGAUUUACAGUAUUAUUUCAUUUUUUUUAUAAUCGAGUACAUUGAUUAUUUUUGUAUGCGAUGUAUGAAGUCUCGCUCGGAAUGUUUUUCUUGCCUCCAUAGUUUAAUAUGUUGUUAACGUGUUUCAUUCAAAACGUGUGUCUUAUAUAAUAUUUGAUCAUUUGAAUAUUUAAUUAUCGCUGUAAAAAUUCAAAAUUGUUUUUAUAUCAUGCUUUCCAAAGAUAAUAAUAUCUUGGAUAACGAUUAAGUAGAUGGAAAAAACAGGAAACAUUUAUUACUUAGUGCUUCUUAAUUCUUAUACAGGGCAUUUUUAUUUAUUUAUUUUUUAUACACUGAAUAAUGAAUAUACGGGUUGUCAAGUGUUGAAAAAUUUCGUAUCGAUGUUAAGAAAGGUCACAUGUACAUAAUUACUAGGGGACGGACUUGAGUGUUUAACACUUACUAUAGCCCUAUAAUAGUUAAUAAGGAAAGAUUUGUUGAUCUCGGCGUUAUGGUCGCAUACUGUUUAAGCAAUAUAACAAAUAUUUCGUAGGUWUUAUGCAUGCGAUAUAAUAUGUGUGUUCGAUGACGAAUCGCCAAGAUGUACGGGCCAAAAUUAUAUUAUACUAUUAUUAUUUAUUGUAUAAUAUCCUCAAAAUGAUCUAACGAAUUUUAUAUUGUUUACGAG